This is a messenger RNA of Seminavis robusta, 2803 nucleotides long. NCBI's taxonomy places the organism in Eukaryota, Bacillariophyta, Bacillariophyceae, Naviculales, Naviculaceae. The record is from the annotation of a GenBank genome assembly.
CGAAUACUCUACGGAAUAGUACUUAGGUGUGCAGCCGGACGACCAUUCUUCUGGCGAUCGUCCAUCUCACGCAUCUACCGGUAUCCCAUGUCAACUGACUUAGCGACCUCUUUGAUACAUGUAUCCGUUUUGAAAUUCCUCCGCACCAAAAGCCGUGGGUCUGCUAAGGUCGUCGAACAUCAUUUUAACAGGUGGUGCAACUGUUGGGAAGGGCAUCAUCGAUAUCAUCGUCGUUGUUGUGGUUGUUUGCCAUUGUGAAGGAUAUUGAAUGAUAUUGAAUGAUUGUCGACCGCAAGAAGCAAUAAUACCCUGACCGUCUGUGUUAAGUGUUAGCUAUAGGUCGACCGCUUCAUUUUUUCUGGCGAUCAUUGGGAAGCACAUACAGGUUGUCAUACGAUUUACUAGUAGAAGAACAUUAGAUUGGUCCAGGUUUUCUGCCUUUGAAUCAUGCUCUCCUGGGUAUCGGAUAGUAUCCACAAGACGCAACAACACAAGCCUCCUUUGUGGUACGAGAGUGAGAUUCGAUUCGGCCUAUGCGACAGGCAGCAGCGCAAAGACAAGAAGGGCGCGCCAAAGCGACAGAAUGCCAGCAAUGGGUUAAUACCCAAGCUAGUACGAAGGGCCUUCGAAGCCGCUACGCACAAUAACACGGGCCACAAUGGGAGUUUUCCCACGCCGGAAGCACCGUUGCGGCCUAUUGAUGUGGCGGAAGAGACUGCCUUUGAAGCAUGUGAUUCCGUCAGUCUGAGCGGCCAAUCUCAAACCUCCUUAUCUUGUCAUACCAACCUAUCCUACAACAUGUCUAGAAUUGAUGAAGAUGAUGGGGCCACUAGCACCAUUAAUCCGGAACUGAGCUUUGCAGAUUCCAUGCUACCGUCGCCGAGCAAUUCAGAAGCCGAUUCCUUGUUUGGGAUACCCAUACGAGAAAUGGCCCAGGCUGACGCAAACCAAGAAAAAGAUAGAGAUGACGUAUGGUUAUUAUCUACAAAGGGCACUGACGAUAUAGAAGCUAGUCUGCAACAACAUGGUCAUGACGUCAAGUCUCCAACUGGUAGCAUCCUCAAUCGUGUGCCUGUCCUUGUGGUGCCAGGGACGGAUCGGCAAGAGUCAAGCGACAAUCCUCUUGUAGCUAUUAUAUGGGCUGGAGAUUCCAAUGUCGAAGACGAGGAAGAAAUCCAGUUUGGCGACAAUAGUUUCUUGAUUGAAGACUUGCAAGCACCCUUGUCGUCACCGACAGCUCGCUGUAUCCGAGACUUCGAUGAGAACCGCAACAACGGCAACAUUACCACUAGAUUCACCUUUGGCAGGAAAAGUGCACAAUUGAUUGGAAGGAACCUCAAAGAUCUCAUGUGGAGCCACAGCAACGAUGGAAAACGGAGAGGAGGGAAAGGUCACAGUAGAAAGUCUCAAGCGACAAGAUUAUCCGGUCACAGAAAGAAGAGGAAACAACCUAGUCCGCGGCAAUCCUCACGGAUUCGUCUGCAUUGUGAAGAUCCGCUCCAGGAACUAUCCAGGUGUCAUGAGAAAAUGUCAGCAGGCGGAAGACCCUUCUCGCCAAAGAACGCAUUGAACCGUGUGCGAGAUUGGAAGCGACGAGAUCCCGACUCGUCGUCCACCAGCCCUUGUGGAGAGUGCAGCAGCAAGUAUGUUCUGCAUCCCCUUGAUUCAAUGCAAUCUGAGCUGUCCACCCCUUCUGCACUUUCGUCUCCAAGAAUCCUAAACACCUUCAGCGAGAUUACAGCUUCGGAGAAGAACGAUGACGAUGAUCAGCACACGAGUACAAGAAUCCAAAAUACCUUCAGCGAGAUUACUGCGUCUGAGAAGGAUGACGACGACCAGCAAACGAGGAGUGACCUGAGCUCUCCAUCCAUUGAAAACAGCAGCCUCAGCAUAACAUCGACGCAAAAGUCCAAAGAGUGGGAACUCGCCGUAGCACCCACCACCACAUCCACCGGUACCUUUAAGAUAAAGUUCCGAAGCCCCAGAAAUGAUACUCCACGUAUCAUGUUGGGGGACAAGAACGACGCCGAAGCAUCUGACGAACCGAGAGUGCUCUAUUCAUCAGAAGGCAACGUGGAGGCCAUCAUCCACCCGAAAGAGCCAGUCCGACAAGAAGAAGCACCACCACAGGCACAGGCACAACCAGAGCAAGAACACGAACACGAACACGAACAACCACUAAUACAAGAUGGCCACUUGUGUUUUCGAGGUUUCUUCCCCAGCGCUGAUCCACUCAACUCAUCACUCAACCACGUUUUCCACAGUGAGUUGUCUACACUCUACGAAGUUUCAUCCUCACUAGAAUCUGCGUCCUUUGGCAACUAUUCUAGUGCGGGAUCAGAGGAGUCAGCUUCAAAAUGUGCUGCUCAUGAUCCAGCAAGACUUCGAACAAUGUCCUCGUCCACAUCAUCAGACAGUACUUCCAAGCAUUAUUUGGCGCAUCAGAACCACAUUGUUGGAAAGGAUGCCUCAUCAACUACAGCUGUUGCGCAUGUUGAUGGGGCGGAAGAUACAAGAUCUUCUAGCAGUGUCAGCGGAGCGACACUUGACCGGUACUACACAGACGAUUGCGAGGUCAAAAUGAGGUGGGAGUAUUCGUUAGGUAUGGCCGUUAGUAUGGACGCCGCGGAUCAAUGGAGACAGCCCGUCAUGGGACUCAUGAAUACGGAGGAGCUAUCAAAUGACUACAUUGCCGAGAUCUAGCUAGCUAUAAUCAAUUGAUUUAGCCUUGAGAAUGUUGUUCGAGCCAUAAUACAAAAGAAGAAACACAUGUUGGAGAGCUUCAGUUUAGCGAGCUCCAAGU